Molecule: messenger RNA, 318 nt
Organism: Staurois parvus
Lineage: Eukaryota; Metazoa; Chordata; Amphibia; Anura; Ranidae
Source: the annotation of a GenBank genome assembly
GCCACCUGUCAGUGUCCAUCAGUGCCUUAUAAAAGUGCUCAUCAGUGCCUCGUGCCAGUGCCCAUCAGUGCCAUAUUUCAGUGCCGACCAGUGCACAUCAAUGCCACAUAUCAGUGCCCAUCUGAGCUGCCUUUCAGUGUCACCCAUCAGUGCCAGCCAGUGCCACCUAUCAAUGCCUAUCAGUGCCGCCUAACAGUGCCAUGCCCAUCAGUGCCACCUAUCAGUGUCCAUCAGUGCAGCCUAUCAGUGCCCAUCACUGCAGCCUCAUUAGCGCACAUCAGUGAAGGAGAAAAAUCACUUAUUUACAAAAUUGUAUAA